AUGGCGGAUCACAAAUCCAACGAAGACGCCACCACGGCCGCUGGUGCUACCAUGAUAGCCUUGUCGGUCAUCGUGGUGGCCUGCCGGUUUUACAUGCGGUUGAAGCUCAAGUCCGGGCUGAAAUGGGACGACUGGUUCAUCUUGAUUUCUCUGCUGUCGCUCAUCACUGCUGGUGUACUUGUCGUGGCUGCCUCCACAGUCGACCCAGAUUUUAGUUGGCUUGAGAUAUCAUACUCAGAUCCGAACUAUAUCUAUACGCCAGCAAACGAGACCCACCUGCUUCUCUCUUGGCUUUCUUCCAUCUUCUACUACUGCAUCGUGUGCGCGGCCAAGAUGUCCAUCCUCUUCAUGUACAAGCGCAUCUUCUCGAUAUCCGGGCCUUUUCGCCGUCAGGUGUACGCCGUUAUCGCCAUUCUCACCAUGUACUGGGUGGCCAUAGUCCUGGCCGAUAUCUUCAACUGUAUUCCGUUCAAAUACAGCUGGACUGACAGCAACAGCCCGGCACCGUAUUGCUUCAACUUCAAUCUGUUCUGGUUUUCCUCGGGUAUCAUCGAGACCGUGCUGGAUGUUGUCAUCAUUUCUCUACCCGUCAGCAUGGUGGCAAAAUUGCAUUUGAGUAUGAGGAAGAGAAUUGGUCUCGGUGGAGUUUUCUUGCUGGGUGCAUUCUGA
Diaporthe citri is the source of this 669-nucleotide messenger RNA. RefSeq lists its product as uncharacterized. The transcript has 3 exons. The record is from RefSeq and is a predicted model, not a curated record. Bases 1 to 669 code for a protein of 222 amino acids. Lineage: Eukaryota; Fungi; Ascomycota; Sordariomycetes; Diaporthales; Diaporthaceae.